AUAACAAUGUUAGGCAUUGCGGCCGAAAGAUUAACCAUGAGGUUAAGAAAAAUGGCAUUCGGGGCUAUAUUGAGACAAGAGAUCGGAUGGUUUGAUAAGAUAGAGAACAGUACCGGCGCUCUGUGUGCGAGACUCUCAUCAGAUGCGGCCAAUGUUCAGGGCGCGUCGGGUUCUCGUAUGGCAAUUAUAUCGCAAGCGUUUACCACAUUUGUCACGUCAGCGAUUGUGGCCUUUUAUAUCAAUUGGAGACUAAGUGCCGUCACCUCAGCCUUCAUCCCAUUCAUAGUAAUCGGCGGCGCUUUUGCCGCUACUGUUGAUAAUCUGGAAAUGAAAAGCGGUAAAGAGGCGAAUGAGAUGUCAUCGAAGAUAGCGAUGGAAGCGAUCGGUAGUAUUCGUACCGUCGCUUCACUUCAUCAAGAAAUGUAUUUUUUCUCUAAAUAUACGGAUAUACUCGUCAACAAAUUAAAGACUUUUCUUAUCAAACGCAAUGAGUAUACUAUUGUUGGCAUAUUCUGUGGUCUUUAUAUAUGGAGGAAUAUUGAUGACCAANUUAGUUUGGGUUCACAUAAUGCAAGUGUCACUCAAAAGGACAUAGAAGUGGCGGCCAUGGAGUCCAACGCUCACGAAUUUAUCAGUAAAUUACCGGACAAUUACUCGACAUAUGUGGGCGACAGAGGGGCGCAACUGAGUGGAGGCCAAAAACAACGGAUCGCAAUCGCCAGGGCUUUGAUUAAUAAGCCCAAGAUAUUAUUGCUGGACGAGGCGACCUCUGCGCUCGACUUACAAUCCGAAGCGUUAGUCCAGUCGGCACUGGACAAGGCCUCAAAGGGCAGAACCACUAUUAUUGUCGCCCACAGACUGUCAACAAUUGUCAAUUCAGACAGAAUUAUAUUCAUAGAAAACGGACACGUCUUGGAAACGGGAACUCAUAGAGAAUUGAUGAACAAAAAAGGAUUGUAUUUCAAUCUAGUUAUCACACAACAGAUGAGCAGUAAAAACAAGAUAAUUGUUCCCAAAAUCCAGAAUCCUUACGACGACGUGGAUAACGAUCCGAUGUCUUAUAAGCCAGCGAUGUUUAGGUCUAUAAGUGUUAUCAGUAGUUCAGCCAAUUCAGCGCUCAAUAGCAAAAUUCACGACAACAUUGAGCCCGAAGUAGUGGAGGAAGGGCUCAAAAAUUUCUCCCAAACCAGACUCUUAAAAAUGCUUGCAAUCGAUAAAUAUUAUAUAUUUUGUGGGCUUUUUUGUUCGCUGUUGUAUGGAUUUGUUGUUCCCGUUUAUUCCUAUUUAUUUGUCGCUGUCUUCGCUGAAGAGUCAGAUUUAAAUGUGAUUUGGGAUAAGUCUAUGAGUUAUUCUCUCUAUUAUGUUGCCAUAGCUAUUGGAGUGGGAAUUAUUUCCGUCACUCAAAUAACAAUGUUAGGCAUUGCGGCCGAGAGAUUAACCAUGAGGUUAAGAAAAAUGGCAUUCGGGGCUAUAUUGAGACAAGAGAUCGGAUGGUUUGAUAAGAUAGAAAACAGUACCGGCGCUCUGUGUGCGAGACUCUCAUCAGAUGCGGCCAAUGUUCAGGGCGCGUCGGGUUCUCGUAUGGCAAUUAUAUCGCAAGCGUUCACCACAUUUGUCACGUCAGCGAUUGUGGCCUUUUAUAUCAAUUGGAAACUAAGUGCCGUCACCUCAGCCUUCAUCCCCUUCAUAGUAAUCGGCGGCGCUUUUGCCGCUACUGUUGAUAAUCUGGAGAUGAAAAGCGGUAAAGAGGCGAAUGAGAUGUCAUCGAAGAUAGCGAUGGAAGCGAUCGGUAGUAUUCGUACCGUCGCUUCACUUCAUCAAGAAAUGUAUUUCUUCUCUAAAUAUACGGAUAUACUCGUCAACAAAUUAAAAAUUUCUAAACGAAAGUAUUAUUUAAGAGGACUUUUCUUAUCAAACGCAAUGAGUAUACUAUUGUUGGCAUAUUCUGUGGUCUUUAUAUAUGGAGGAAUAUUGAUGACCAAAGGAAGCAUUAAAUCCGGAGAUUUCUUCAUUGUAAUUGAGACUCUCAUAUACGGCGCCUCAUCUGUGGGUCAGAGCACUGUAUUUGCAUCGGACUAUCAGAAGGCAAAGGUUGCGGCCGGAAAUAUGUUUAAAUUGAUUGAUAGACAGCCAAUCAGUGCUACCGAUAGUUGUCUCGUAACAGAGAAACCGGACAAAUGUGAAGGAAAUGUUACAUUCAGGGGCUGUUUCUUUAAUUACCCGAAUAGAUCCGAGGCUCAGAUCUUGAAUGGCUUGACGUUUAAGGUAUCCAAAGGAGAAACAGUGGCGUUAGUGGGCGCGAGUGGUAGCGGCAAAAGUACUACCAUUCAGUUAUUGGAAAAGUUUUACGAUUUAAGUCGUGGAAAGAUUUUUCUGGACGGCAAGAAUAUAAACACAUUGGACACGGAGUGGAUGCGCUCACAAAUGGCUCUCGUCUCUCAAGAGCCCAAUCUAUUCAGUUAUAGUAUCGGCGAAAAUAUCGCUUACGGCGACAAUUCCAGGACAAUAACUAUGGAUCAGAUUACAUCGGAUCGUUAUCCACGUCGUCUUCCCGUUUCCAAGACGUGUCCGUUUUCUAUGAAUAUAAUUCUGUCUGAAUUGACAAUUGUUGACAGUCUGUGGGCGACAAUAAUAGUGGUUCUGCCCUUUGAGGCCUUGUCCAGUGCCGACUGGACUAACGCUUCGGAUUGUAAGUCGAGCGCAGAGGUCGCCUCGUCCAGCAAUAAUAUCUUGGGCUUAUUAAUCAAAGCCCUGGCGAUUGCGAUCCGUUGUUUUUGGCCUCCACUCAGUUGCGCCCCUCUGUCGCCCACAUAUGUCGAUGUCGAAGAGCACCGGUUCCUGACCGACGACACCGAUCUGUUCCCUAAGCCAUCCCAGAUUCAACACCGGUUCCUGACCGACGACACCGAUCUGUUCCCUAAGCCAUCCCAGAUUCAAGUCUUUAAUAUCGUGUCCGUCUAUGAAAACGCCUCCCGAUAUGGGGUCAUAAAAUCGCUGAAUGAGUUGAAUUAG
Molecule: messenger RNA, 3012 nt
Organism: Medioppia subpectinata
Lineage: Eukaryota; Metazoa; Arthropoda; Arachnida; Sarcoptiformes; Oppiidae
Source: the annotation of a GenBank genome assembly